AUGGAAAACAGGAUUAACACUUUGCCUGAUGCUGUUCUCUGUCACAUUCUCUCUUUUCUGCCAACCAGAGAAGCUAUCACUACGAGCGUUCUCUCCAAAAGGUGGAAACCUCUCUGGCUCUCUGUCCCCACUCUCGAUUUUGAUGACUGUCGCGAUAUUAAAAACCACGAGGAGUAUUCUCGCUUUGUUCAAUUAGUGUACGCAGUUAUCUUAUCGCGAGAACUGCACCAACCUAUCAAAGAAUUUUUCCUCACUUGUUGGUCUUAUGAUUGUGAAGACACCAAUGUCAAUAUAUGGGUUACUGCAGCACUGAGACGUAGAAUUGAGUACCUCGAACUUUGUUUGCGUUCUACUAUCAGUUUUCCGUCUUCGAUUCUCAGCAGCAGAACUCUCGUGGUUCUCAAUUUGAUAGGAUCAGCUGUGAGAUCUCUUUCGCGUGUUGAUUUUCCCGCUCUUAAAAUCUUGCAUUUUAACUUCGUUCGUUUCUUGGAACGGAGAUAUCUGGCUGAGUUUCUUUCUGGCUGUCCAGUUCUUGAGGAUUUGGAAACAAAUGGUUUGUAUUUUAGUAAUAACCUUUUAAAUGUGGGAGAGUGUAAAAGCUUAUCCAAGUUGGUCAGAGCGUAUAUUUCUAAAACUCAUAUUCCGUUGGAAGCUGUUAAUAAUGUAGAGUCUCUCCGCAUAGAUUGGCUUGAUGAUGUUAAUGAUAAGGACAUGACCCCCAGCAUCAAGUUUCUUAUUCCUGAAUUUUAUAAUUUAACACAUAUCGAACUCACCUAUUUUUAUUUUAAUAUGAAUUGGGUUGAGUUAGUUGAAGUGCUCAAGCAUUGCCCCCUGCUUCAGGUUCUUAUCAUUAAUCAGAAUCGUGAUUUUGUAGUUGAAUCCAAUGGAGGAGAUUGGCCAUACCCACAAUCCGUUCCUAAAUCCAUUUCAUUACACCUUCAAACAUGUCGUCUUAAUAAUUAUAGAGGCUCUAAUGGUGAGUUUCGAUUUGCAAGAUAUAUUAUGCAAAAUGCAAGACUUUUACGGACCAUGACAAUAUGCCUUAGCAAAUACGCAAAUCUAAGGGAAAAGAUGGAGAUGAUCAAAAACUUAUCCAUGUGCACAAGGGGCUCUGAAACUUGUGAACUUCAUGUAAAUGAAACCGUAACAGAUGGGAUUUGA
Messenger RNA from Gastrolobium bilobum, 1161 nucleotides. RefSeq names its product F-box/FBD/LRR-repeat protein At4g00160-like. Bases 1 to 1161 code for a protein of 386 amino acids. The record is from RefSeq and is a predicted model, not a curated record. Gene Ontology annotation, molecular function: protein binding. The transcript has 3 exons. NCBI's taxonomy places the organism in Eukaryota, Viridiplantae, Streptophyta, Magnoliopsida, Fabales, Fabaceae.